Messenger RNA from Lolium rigidum, 1240 nucleotides. RefSeq lists its product as uncharacterized. The transcript is spliced from 3 exons. The record is from RefSeq and is a predicted model, not a curated record. NCBI's taxonomy places the organism in Eukaryota, Viridiplantae, Streptophyta, Magnoliopsida, Poales, Poaceae. The coding region runs from base 1 to 1233 and encodes 410 amino acids.
AUGGUCCAUAGCACGCUGCUCCGGCGAGCGCCGCCACCGCGCCGGUAUGAUGCAGGCAGGAAUCGCGCGCCGCCGGGGUCGUGGGCGCCGCGCGCGCUCGGGUUGCUGGGGCCGUGUCCGCCUCGCGCGCCGCCGGGGCCGUGGGCGCCUCGCGCCGCCGGGCGUGGCCGCCUCGCGCGCCUCGCGCCGCCGGGCUUGGCCGCGUCGCGCGCCUCGCUGCGUGCCGGCCUCUCUCCGUCGUGUGCAGCUUCCGCUGCGAUGCGUUAUGAUGCUGUCGAGCAGUUGACCGGCAGCAACUUUCCUCGUUGGAAGAACUCCAUUGAGCUAUGUUUGGCUUUCAACGAGUUUGAUUAUGCCUUAAGGGAGGAUAAGCCCGUGGCGCCGAUUCUUGGUGCUACGGGGUAUGAUGAACUAAAGAAAACUUAUGACUCCAAGAUGGAGAAGUGGGACAAAUCCAAUCACGUUGCAAUGCUCGUGAUGAAUUCUUCCAUUUCACUCGAGAUUAUUGGGGCUCUCCCCAAGAAAGAUACUGCUAAGGAAUUUAUGGAAGCCUUAGAGGAGAAAUUCAAAGGCUCUGAAAAGGAGGCCGGGCUCGGGAAGCGCCUGCUGCGGGUGCUGCGCGCCGUCUACCACAUGCUGCGCAAGGGCCUCUGCCGCAAGCGCCUCAUGAUGGACCUCCACCUCCUCCUCGGCCGCGGCAAGCUCGCCGGCCGCGCCCUCCGCGCCCACCUCGCCCACCACCCGCAGCCGCACCACCUUGCCGCGGCGGCCGCUGCGGCCGGCGCGUCCCCGUCCGCGCUCACCAUGUACCAGCACAACCCGCGGGACGUCGAGUUCAGCUGCGACACCACGCCGCUCUACGCCGCGGCCAGCCCGGCCAUCGCCUUCCCGUUCAAGAUCGGCCGCGGCCGGGGCCGGGGCGGCAGCAGCCUCGGCGGGCUCGACGCCGCCACCGUGGCGGCCGCCUUCGAGAUGAUGAACGCGCAGGCCAACGGCGGGGAGACGCCGGGAGCCACCGGGGCCACGCCGUCGCCGAUGCUUGCCCUCAGCCGCGGCCGCUGCCCGGCCGGCGCGCGCCAGCUGCGCGUCACCGACUCGCCCUUCCCCGUCGAGCCCGAGGGCGUCGACGAGCGCGUCGACGCCGAGGCCGACAGCUUCAUCAAGCGCUUCUACGAGCAGCUCCGGAUGCAGCAGUCCACCACGCCCGACAACUGCGUCCGCCGCCGGGGCUAGCGCUAGC